Molecule: messenger RNA, 993 nt
Organism: Heteronotia binoei (common prickly gecko)
Lineage: Eukaryota; Metazoa; Chordata; Lepidosauria; Squamata; Gekkonidae
Product: mas-related G-protein coupled receptor member H-like
Exons: 1
Coding region: 1-993 (330 amino acids)
Biological process (GO): G protein-coupled receptor signaling pathway
Cellular component (GO): membrane
Molecular function (GO): G protein-coupled receptor activity
Source: RefSeq, a predicted model, not a curated record
AUGAAAUGUGGAAACUACGAUCGACUUAAAUCCUCACAGAAUAUAUCUGAUUAUUUUCCAUUUCUCUACGUAGAGAAUUCUGGACCCAAUAUAGAGCAGGUUUUCAUUGUCUUCAUCUGCAUAAUCGGACUGCUCGGGAACGGGACUGUCCUUUGGUUUCUCAGUUCCAACACAAAGAGGAACCCUUUUGUGUUCAUCACAAAUUUAUCCGCGGCUGACUUUGGUGUCCUCUUGGCUCUUUGCACGAAUGUUCUACUCUUUUUCGGUGUCAGGGCACACGGACCGUUACACCAUGCCGUAUAUAUCAUACAUCUGUGUUUGCAUAAUGUCUAUGCCUUCAUGCAUUACGCCAGCGCUAAUUUCCUUAUGAUCAUCAGCAUCGAUCGAUGCACGGCAGUCCUCUUUCCGAUCUGGCACCGAAGUCACCGUUCAAAGACCUUGCUCGCAACGGCAACUGCCUGUCUCUGGGCACUGUCCUGUCUGAUGGAAGGUCUAUCGUUCUUUUCCCGUUUUUGUUACAACGACCUCACAAGCAACGUCGUUGCCUUCACAAUUAUUUAUGUCCUCGUGGUUUUGUCCACAGGGGUGCUGUUGUUUAAGGUCUGCUCUACCCCUCAACUGCGCCAGCGAGGAAAGCUGCUCAUGGCCGUUUUGAUUUCCCUGAGUUUUUUCAUCAUCACCAUGGUUCCUCGUGGUGUCUUCACCGACGUGGCGAAAGAGAAGGAGACGGUGCCCUCGUUUCUCCUCCUCCUCAAAGCUAUCAACAGCAGCAUCAACCCAAUCAUUUACUUUUUCGUCGGGAUACUGAAAGCUGGCCCAGCCAGGAGAACUUUGAAGGCUACGUUCCAGAAAUUUUUCAAAGAAGAAGCAUAUGAAGCGGAAGAAGGGGAGCAAUCUACUACUAUGAACUCCACUGUGCCACCUUCUACAACCACGUCAUACAAUUGUGCAUUGCCAACCGUAGGAGCUUUUUCCAAACCAGAGGCUGUCUAG